AUGCCUGAGCUUGGAGCUUUGGAUCCUUUAGUGAGAAAGGACAAGCAUCCUAGAUUUCCUGACACAACAAUGAGUUCAACAGAAGAACAGUUUCAUUGGCAAACACAAGAUGGUCAGAAGGAUAUAGAGGAUGAACUCACAACUGGUCUUGAACUGGUAGACUCCUGUAUUAGAUCACUUCAAGAAUCAGGAAUACUCGAUCCCCAGGACUAUUCAACUAGUGAAAGGCCCAGCCUUCUCUCCCAGAGUGCACUUCAGCUCAAUUCCAAACCUGAAGGGUCUUUCCAGUACUCAGCCAGCUACCAUAGCAACCAGACCCUUGCCCUGGGUGAAACAACACCUUCCCAACUCCCAGCUCGAAGCAGUCAAGCCAGAGCUGCUAUCCAGAGCUUCAGCCAGGGCACAACUAGCCGAGCAGCCCAUUUAGCUGGAUCUGAACCCUCUCAAUCACAUGCUGCCUCUCAGUCAAGAGAGUCCUUUGUGCCGAGCCAUGGGAGCGCGUUCCAUUUGCCUGACUCCCAGCAUUCUUCAGCCCUUUAUUAUUCCAGCUCCACUCUGCCAGCACAGAGAGUGAGCUCUCCCUUGUCCAUGCAGCAGCUAAGCUCAACCAUUGGCACUUAUGCUACCCUAUCUCCUACAAAACGUCUAGUCCACACGUCAGACCAGUACAACAAGCAUUCACAGGAACUGUAUGCCACUGCUACCCUUCAGAGACCUGGCAGUCUGGCAGCUGGGUCUCGGGCAUCUUACAGCAGCCAACACAGCCACCUUGGCUCAGAAUUGAGGGCACUACAGUCUCCAGAACAUCACAUAGAUCCCAUUUAUGAAGACAGAGUGUAUCAGAAGCCCCCUAUGCGGAGUCUCAGCCAGAGUCAGGGGGACCCUUUGCAGCCAGCUGCCUAUCGCACUAGCACAGCCCCAUCUUCCCCUGGUGUCGACUCCGUACCCUUACAGCGCACAGGCAGUCAGCACGGCACACAGAAUGCAGCAUCGACCUUCCAGAGGGCCAGUUACGCUGCAGGCCCAGCCUCCAAUUACGCAGACCCCUACCGACAGCUGCAGUAUUGUCCUUCUGUCGAGUCACCAUACAGCAAAUCUGGGCCUGCCAUACCACCCGAAGGGACUUUGGCUAGGUCACCUUCCAUUGAUAGCAUUCAGAAAGAUCCCAGGGACAGCAGGGACUCCCAAAAGUCAUCUCCAGCACCACAACUUGAAAGUGCUGAUUCUGCGGUGCUCAGCAUUCCUUAUAGUCCAACUCUCACAGCCACACACUGCUACUGGAAAAACAAUAGCUUUGACAAUAGGGGCCUUUGUCAGCAGAGUGAUGACUCUGCUUUUUAG
Trichosurus vulpecula (common brushtail) is the source of this 1341-nucleotide messenger RNA. Its product is annotated as catenin delta-2-like. The transcript has 9 exons. The coding region runs from base 1 to 1341 and encodes 446 amino acids. The record is from RefSeq and is a predicted model, not a curated record. Lineage: Eukaryota; Metazoa; Chordata; Mammalia; Diprotodontia; Phalangeridae.